AACUUCUUCAAAUGUCUGAUCCCAGUGCCAUGCCCGCCUACUAUCCUGACCCUGCAACUUCCAAGAAGAAAAGCAAGACUGCUGCCCGCUUAGCUAUUAAUGUCGUCGUCCCUCGACCCUUCCCAGUCAACCAUCUUCGCAGAAUCUCCUCCCACCUUCCCUUCCGUGAAGUUGCCCACCCUUCCGCCAACUUCUUCAUUCCAUGUUUCGGAAUGAUGUUCAACUUUCUGGCUGCCAUGAAUGACAAAGUCUGCUCUCUUCCAGACUUCUCCUGUAAUGGUUGUGUCAAUGAUUGGAUACCCCAAGCGUCGAAUAUCGUCUUCGCUUUCCUUCGAGCACAGGCAUUGACAAUGAUGAUAUCCUCUGAGCAGAUCUGUUUCUUGAACAGGUUUCUGGAUCAGUUCCCCCUUGAGAUGAUUGAGAUUCCGGGUCCUCUGGUUCCUUUCUUUCGCUCGCUCUCCAUCAGCUCCCCGGGCUUCGGGAAUUUUCGAGAUGUUGCCCCCGCUCUCCCCGUGAUCACGCUGGACGAAGAGCGGCUUUACAACAUGGAAUUCCAGCCACCCUGCAAGGAAGAAAUGUUCCAAGGUCUUACUUCUAUAGUGCCUAAUAUUGCUCUGAUGUAUGACCAAUUUGUCCACCUCCUGAAGUACCUUGACUCUGAUACUGCCCUGGUACCCAGGAAAUAUGCUACUUAUGAGCCCCUCAGCAAAAUCUUUGGUAUCUCCCUUCCUCCUGAUGGUGAUGCAAAGCUCCCCUACUUCUCUAGACUCCUCAAGUCUGUUGGCUUUGCCCACUGUCCCAACGCUUCCGACGGAUUAAUGAGUCGCUUUUUCGAGUACAUUAGAAAUGCUUCUAUUGUCUUCCCUGCUCCACUGGCCUAUGAUCUCGAGCAUGCCCCCGUCCCCGCUACUUGGAACAUUACAAACUCCAUUGACGACAUGAUGAUGAGUUCAUCUCGUUUCGAUUGGUUCAGCGUCCUCCUUCGAGGAAUGCACACUUUUAAUAAGCAUUGGACAGGUAAUGUCCGUAUGUCUGACAUCCAUCCCACCUCCUCAGCUGCUGGCUUGAUCACUUUCUCAGGAGCUGAGGUUACUGCCAUCCCCGCUGCCACGAUCUUCUAGCGGGUUUCCCUCAAUAAGGCUACCCACCACAUGGCCUUUAAUACUGCUGCAUCCACCACAUGCCCGUAUAUCGUUACAGAAGAUUUUCAGGAUGCUCAGGCUGCCCAGGUCAAUGUCAUCUCCUCAAAUGUUAUCAACAAUAACAUGAGGAUUGGUGAUAUUGACAUCACUCGCUACGGCGAGUACUGGAACGUGUCCCCGAACGCUCUAGUCACUGAUAGAGGCGAUCUCACUAGUCAAUUCCAGUCUAUGAUCGUCUCCCAAGUGUACUUCACUGAGUAGAUUUCUAAAUUUGCUCUUUUACGCCAUUUUUUGCUUCAAAUUCAGUUCUCUUUUUUCUGGCUUCUCCUUUUUUUAUUUUCCCG
Cuscuta epithymum is the source of this 1486-nucleotide messenger RNA. Lineage: Eukaryota; Viridiplantae; Streptophyta; Magnoliopsida; Solanales; Convolvulaceae. The record is from the annotation of a GenBank genome assembly.